This is a messenger RNA of Nanorana parkeri, 1219 nucleotides long. RefSeq names its product opioid-binding protein/cell adhesion molecule homolog. The transcript is spliced from 8 exons. Lineage: Eukaryota; Metazoa; Chordata; Amphibia; Anura; Dicroglossidae. Bases 108 to 1127 code for a protein of 339 amino acids. Gene Ontology annotation, cellular component: neuron projection. The record is from RefSeq and is a predicted model, not a curated record.
CCUGGUGCCAGGCUGUGUGCCCCUGUGCUGGUGCCAGGCUAUGGACAUGUAGCAGAGGGUGGGGGGGCAGCCAGUCAGUCAGUGUCUGUGCUCUCUGUGCUGUCAGAAUGGGGGUCGCCCCCUGCUGGAGGUGGCUACUUGCCCUGGGUCUCAGGCUGCUGUUUCUUGUGCCCGCAGGAGUGCCAGUCCGCAGCGGGGAUGCUGGAUUUUCCAAAGCCAUGGACAACGUGACGGUGCGGCAAGGAGAGAGCGCCAUCCUCAGGUGCGCAGUGGACAAUCGAGUGACCCGGGUGGCCUGGCUGAACCGUAGCAUCAUCUUGUAUACCAGCAAUGACAAGUGGUCCAUAGAUCCCCGCGUGGUUCUGUUAACCAACACCAAGACCCAGUACAGCAUCGAGAUCCAGAGUGUGAACAUCUAUGAUGAAGGAGCGUAUACCUGCUCCGUUCAGACCGACAAUCACCCCAAAACCUCCCACGUAAACCUCAUCGUACAAGUUCCUCCAAAAAUCCGGAAUAUCUCUUCAGACCUGACAGUGAAUGAGGGCAGCACGGUGACUCUGCGAUGUUUGGCCAGUGGCAGACCUGACCCGACUGUGACGUGGAAACACUAUAAUGAGAAAUCUCGAGGAUUUGUAGGUGAUGACGAGUAUUUGGAGAUCACAGGAAUCACCAGGGAUCAGUCAGGACUCUAUGAAUGCAGCGCUGCCAAUGAGGUGUCCACGCCAGACGUCCGCAGGCUCAGAAUCACAGUCAACUACCCCCCAUUCAUCUCCGAUGCCAGGAACACGGGAGCGUCUGUGGGACAGAAAGGCAUCCUGCGCUGCUCCGCCCUGGCCGUCCCGCUGGCUGAAUUUCAGUGGUAUAAGGAAGACGCUCGGUUAUCUAAUGGCCUGGGUGGAGUCCGGAUCGAGAACAAGGAUCACAUGUCCUUCCUGACCUUCUUCAACGUUUCUGAAAAGGAUUACGGGAAUUAUACUUGCGUGGCAUCAAAUAAGCUGGGCAACAGCAACGCCAGUGUCAUCUUAUACGGACCGGGAGCCGCGCACAACACAAGCAGCUCCACCUCGGCUGCCUUGGCCAUCAUCUGCCUCUUGUUCUCCAUCCUCUACACCCUCAGUAAGUUUUGAUGAAGAAGGUGACUGUGGAGAUGGGGGGGGAGCUCUGAGAUACCUGGAAGAUGAGUGGAGCGCCCCUCUCCCCCUUCCCAGGAAAAGACUUC